This is a messenger RNA of Populus trichocarpa (black cottonwood), 1551 nucleotides long. RefSeq lists its product as uncharacterized. The transcript is spliced from 7 exons. The record is from RefSeq and is a predicted model, not a curated record. NCBI's taxonomy places the organism in Eukaryota, Viridiplantae, Streptophyta, Magnoliopsida, Malpighiales, Salicaceae. The coding region runs from base 204 to 1175 and encodes 323 amino acids.
UGGUACGAUUCAGUGUGUUUGGCAUCACAAACCCACCAACGGAAAUAAACAAAAGAAAAAACCAAACCAAUUUUCUUAAAGAACGUAAAAAAGAAAAAGAAGAGAAGAAAUCUCUUGAGGUUUCUCUUUCUCUCCCUACAAGAUAAGAAAAUUGUUUUUUACGAGACUCGAACACUCCUUGGUUGAUAAGUCAUAGAAUCAUCAUGUGGCUAGAGAUCGUCUGUGGUCUGAUCGUUUACAAGUUGUGCAAAUGCUUCUUCUCCGACGCUGACGACGUUUUAGCGGUCCAAUCCUCUGACACCAAUGCACUUUUCAAUGUUGCUAACAAGCUUGAAAAGCUAUAUGGAGGAAAGGUUUAUGCAGGGCUCCGAAUUCCGGAUGCUGACACUGGUUCAAGGCAAAAUAUAGAUAUAGUUCUUGUCACCAAAGGUGAGGCAGUGGUGAUUUCUGUCAAGAAUUUCUCGGGAUUUGUAUCAAUCAGUGGUGAUGGCAGCUGGGUGUGUGAAGGUGAAGGUAGACACAAAUCAGAGCGUCAUCCUGAUCCUGUGGAGGAGACUAAAAAGCAAGCUUCAAUUCUUGAAUCAUAUCUUGAACAAAGGGGAGUUGCUCUACCUGAAGGAUAUUUGUCUUGCAAAGUUGUACUUCCCAAUCCUAAUUUGCAUACAAUCCAUUCAGGCUAUUUUGCACCUGAGGUUAUUACCUAUGACCAAUGGGUACUGCUGAAACCUGAACCGAAAGGCCUAUUUUCUGGUUGGAUAAAGGGUGCCUUUCGUGGUGGAAAGAAGGAGAUGCAGGAAUCUAUACAUCAGAAACUCAACUUCACUCUACGCACAGCUCCUAUGUGGGACAGGUUGGAGCUUAAGGGUAAUAAAUAUGUCCUAGGAGAAUUUCUGGAGUUUAAAGGAAAACAAGAAGAUACCAUGGCUUUGAGGAACAUCAAAAGAUCAAAAGUUAGUUGUUUGAUCAUGCAAAAGACGAGCAUGUUUGGACUAGCCAAUUCAAAGCUCCAGGUUUUGUACUCUGGCCGUGAUUAUCGAAGUGAAGGGGCUUCAGCUUCUGAGUGGAAGGAAGAAACCGUAAGAUCAAGUACAGAGGUUCUGUUUCAGGCAGAGAACUCCGCUAAAGUCCGCAAAUUCAAGCUUUCUUCAAUUAUCUCCAUGUCACUAAGUGCCUAAACAUGCUCAUGCUGAAUACAAAUUAUGCAUUGCUGUGGAAGCUAUAGGUCAUAGGCUAUGAUGUCACCUUAUGACUGCCUUCUUACGCGGAAGUGGAAAAUUAUUAAGUUUUGAUGUAUGUACAGGGGAGGAGAUAGAUGGCAAAGUAAUGCGAGAUCAAUGGUGAAGAAAAUAAGUCAACUUGACUCGUCACUGUUAAUUUUAGCUGCACAUUCUUUCCGGGGUGUUUAUUUUUAGCUGCAGCACCUGUUUAGAAAUGCCGGGUUGGGGCUCCGUGAUUUCACCCGUGUUUCCAAACAUGUCUGUAAUUCUUUCCUAGUUUUUAAUUUUUAUCAAAUGAAAUUGAUUUUCAAUAAAAACUAAAGACUUUGUUAUA